AUGUUGAAGAUUUUCAAAGAAAAGGGAUUUUCCCAGGCAAUAGCAGGAGGAGUGGGGCUUUUUUCGGAUGGAUAUCUGAAUGGGGUUUCGGGGAGUUUGACGACAAUUAUAGGGAAUAUCUACCCGAAUGAAUAUACAACACAGAAGAAAUCGCUUUUGAACUCGAUGAUUUUUCUUGGAAAUGUUCUUGGAAUGUUAGUUUUCGGAUAUGCGUGUGAUAAAUCAGGGCGAAAGUAUUCGUUGAUAGUUGCAAGUAUCUUUCUGGUGGUAUUUUCUAUUAUGUCAGCGGCUGCAUAUUACAAAGGAACGAAUGAAGGGGUCAUUAACACACUGAUCAUCUAUCGAUUUCUUCUUGGUGUGGGUAUUGGUGGAGAAUAUCCAGCUGGAUCGACAACCAUUAGCGAAGGUGCACAGGAAAUGAGUGGGAAGCACAAGCACUCUAUGUUCAUUUUCCUGACCGACUUUAUGAUCUGUAUGGGAUUCGUCGUAGCCGGGUUUAUGUCGUUUUUGCUGACAAGCGCCCUUGGGGAGAGUCGUCAGUCGGUAAUAUGGCGUUUGUUACUUGCUAUUGGCUCAAUUUGCCCACUUGCUCUGCUCAUUGUGCGUUUCCGUAUGGGUGAACCAGAAUCGUACCGGACAUAUGCCAUGAAAAGCGUUCGUAUCCCUUAUAAGUUUGUUAUUAAGAGAUAUUGGAAAAGGUUGUUUUUUAUAUCAUUGGGUUGGUUCAUGUACAAUUUUACAUCAUAUUCCUUUGGUAUUUACUUUGCGCCGGUUCUCCAGUCAAUUAAUAAAGAUAUGCCACUUAAUCGGAUAUUUGGUUGGACAACACUCAUUUAUCUCUUUUACUUACCUGGUUCGUUUUUCGGUGCUAUUUUGACUGAUUAUGUUGAGCCAAAAAAUGUUUUCGCUAUUGGUGUUUUUGUUCAGGGUGUUAUUGGGUUCAUAAUGGCAGGCAAUUAUGCAACAUUGAAAGAUAAUGUCCCCCUGUUCGUUCUACUUUACGGGCUUUUUAUGACGUUUGCCGAAUUUGGUCCAGGAGAUAACAUCGGCAAUAUUUCAGCAAAAGCCGCUGCCACUCCUGUUCGAGGUCAUUUUUACGGCAUUGCAGCUGCUUGCGGCAAAACUGGUGCAUUUCUUGGUAGUUAUGUUUUUAGCUAUAUUGUUCAGAAAUUCGGGGGUUAUGGCACUGUAAGCGGAAGUAGAGGCCCAUUUUUUAUCGGAAGCUCUGUAGUCAUACUUUCUGGCUUUGUUUCUUUAUUCUUUUUCCCAAAACUUUCUCAAGAUUGUGUUCGUGAGGAAAAUGAACACUUUAAAAUCUGGCUUGAAGAACAGGGUUUUGAUACAGAGAAAAUGGGUAUUAUCUAUAAUACUCAGCCUCAAAAUCUUCAAGAACCCGCUGAAAUUUCUGAAAAAGCUUAA
Messenger RNA from Pneumocystis jirovecii RU7, 1419 nucleotides. RefSeq lists its product as uncharacterized. Gene Ontology annotation, cellular component: plasma membrane. The record is from RefSeq and is a predicted model, not a curated record. NCBI's taxonomy places the organism in Eukaryota, Fungi, Ascomycota, Pneumocystomycetes, Pneumocystales, Pneumocystaceae. The coding region runs from base 1 to 1419 and encodes 472 amino acids. Gene Ontology annotation, biological process: carboxylic acid transport; transmembrane transport. The transcript has 7 exons. Gene Ontology annotation, molecular function: carboxylic acid transmembrane transporter activity.